Diaporthe amygdali is the source of this 252-nucleotide messenger RNA. RefSeq lists its product as uncharacterized. The record is from RefSeq and is a predicted model, not a curated record. NCBI's taxonomy places the organism in Eukaryota, Fungi, Ascomycota, Sordariomycetes, Diaporthales, Diaporthaceae. The coding region runs from base 1 to 252 and encodes 83 amino acids. The transcript has a single exon.
AUGUACUGCGAUCAUCCCGGGGGCGCUCCCUCGCUUGCCCUGUGGCAGACUGGGGUGAGCCCGCGGCGAACCACGCCCAAGAGGUCGGAUGACGGCAGUGAGGCGAGCACUGGGUCCGGCGGCGCGCAGGGAGUUGGAAACUCCGAGCUCCCUGGCCACGACAGCAUUGCCUUCCCUGGUCUCCGGUUGGUCGAUCCCAAGACCGAGUUGGGCUCGGCGGGCGGCGACUGUGGUGGUCUCCUGCGCAUCUGA